UGCGACUUCGCUCUCCUGCAUCCUCGUCGGUACGCUGCCUACCACCUACCACCAGCAACCGACCAGCUCUCUACCAGCAUCACCAUCGACGGAGUUCUGGACGAGAAGGUGUGGGCCGAAGUGCCGUGGAGCGAGCCACUCCAGGAUAUUCAGGGCCCUCUCUUCUGGUCGCAGCCGUGGUUCGCCACCAAGUUCAAGCUGCGCUACGACCAGCAGUUCCUCUACGUCGGCGCGUACUUGGAGGAGACCGAGGUGUGGGCCAAUGUGUCAAAACGCAACGACGUCAUUUUCCACGACAACGACUUCGAGGUCUUCGUGGAUGCCGACGGGAGCACGCACAACUACAAAGAGUUCGAGCUCAAUGCUCGAAAUGCAACCUGGAACCUGUGGCUCAACCGCCCGUACCGAGAUGGAGGCCACGAGAACAGCACACGAGUGGACCCUCAGUAUGGAUUUGACAUGUUGAACAGCGGUAUGCGCUCGGCAGUGUUCGUGAAAGGCCAGAUCAAUGACCCA
Molecule: messenger RNA, 516 nt
Organism: Phytophthora sojae
Lineage: Eukaryota; Oomycota; Peronosporomycetes; Peronosporales; Peronosporaceae
Exons: 1
Biological process (GO): carbohydrate catabolic process
Molecular function (GO): carbohydrate binding; hydrolase activity, hydrolyzing O-glycosyl compounds
Source: RefSeq, a predicted model, not a curated record